Priapulus caudatus is the source of this 1304-nucleotide messenger RNA. RefSeq names its product protrudin-like. Gene Ontology annotation, cellular component: endoplasmic reticulum tubular network. The record is from RefSeq and is a predicted model, not a curated record. Gene Ontology annotation, biological process: vesicle-mediated transport; protein localization to plasma membrane; endoplasmic reticulum tubular network formation. NCBI's taxonomy places the organism in Eukaryota, Metazoa, Priapulida, Priapulimorpha, Priapulimorphida, Priapulidae. Gene Ontology annotation, molecular function: metal ion binding.
UAUAAAUUUGGAUCCAAUAUGGCAGCCUCAACAACAACUUCAUUCUGUUAUUUAUACUAACAUUUUGUCAAUAUUAAGGAAAUAUGCUAUCACAGGUGCUGGCAAUUGGAUGGACUUGACUGUGUAACGAAGGAUGUGUAGUUCAGAAACUGCUGUUACUGGAAUGUCCUGCACAUCAUCAACAGCGUCUUCCAGCAAUAUGGCACAAUCUAAUAAUAUUAAUAAUAAUAAAAAUAAUAAUAGGAUAUUGAGUGUUCAUGAUUUCUUGUGGCAUGUCAAGUUUUUCCUUGUCAUGAUUAAACCUAUGGAGAGCAUGAUGACCAACAUCUUUGACAUCGUAAGGUGGAAGUCUUGGGUUGUCUCCAGCAGUGUUCUACUGGUAGCCAAUAUGACUGCAUUGCUAGCAACAAGAGGCGAUAUAUUCUUCCUGUUGUUUCUGGGUAUGUCUGCACUGGCACUCCUAGGUUUCAUCAACUUCAAGACUGGAAUCUUUAAGAAGUACCUUCCCGAUACAAGUCACAUACAGGUGGUUGAUGAAGAGAAAGACGGGGAAGGGAUUCGCGACCCAAUACUGGUGGAGUUUUGCUCCGUUCUGAAAAAGCUCGACGACGUCAUAAUUGAAACCAACGCUUGGAUGGAGUUUAUAUUCCAAGUGUUGGAUUGGACGAAGCCUAAACUAUCACUGGCGUACUAUGGGUCAGCAGUGUUGUUCCUAUCAGCUACCAUCUGGCUCCCUGACUGUGUUGUUGGCAUGCUUGUCAUCAACAUUGUUAUGUUUACUGGAUUGGGCGUAGAGAUGCACUUGAGACCCAGCUGUCCCAAAGUAGACAUUAUGUGUGACAAGAAUACUGGGAAGUGCAAUGAUGAGAAUCUUGAUAAGGAGGAAGCGGGCAAGCAGGACGUCGAUGCGGAGAAUUCAAGCGAUGCACAGCUCACAGACACCGAGAAACUCAUCGAAGAGUUGAAUGAAGACAUGGAAGAGGAAGCGGAGAAACUCAUGGAGGCGGUGGCGACAGAUAGUGGUGACACGACACUAGAUACUUCUGCUGACCUCGUCCAGCCAGCAGAUGUAGAACAGCCAGAAGAGCCGAGUGUUGAGGCAAGUGGCAAGCAGACACUUGUACGCAGACUAGUUGAGCUGAGACAGCGGCACCGCCAUCAUGCAGCCAACCUUGGCAGCUGCACUAGCUGCAGCACUCCCUUCUCCAUUAUCAAACGCCGAUAUUACUGCCGGCAUUGUGGAAAUCAUUUCUGCUCACGCUGCUGUUCCAACAAAGUUCCAAGAUCUCUGUUUGGUGCAACUG